Molecule: messenger RNA, 333 nt
Organism: Pyricularia grisea
Lineage: Eukaryota; Fungi; Ascomycota; Sordariomycetes; Magnaporthales; Pyriculariaceae
Exons: 2
Coding region: 1-333 (110 amino acids)
Source: RefSeq, a predicted model, not a curated record
AUGCCUGCUUGUCAGGCAUGUUGGGAGCCUUUUCAAGGCGAUGAGAAUUACGGCUUGGUCCAGCUGGGCGUGUGGACCGCGGCGUGGCACGUCCGCAUGCACAAGUUCAUGCCGCCGGGGCAUGGCAAGCACCUCGUCACGCUACCUGUGCUGCUGGUUGCGCAUCACAACUGGAGCUUGUUUUUUGCGUGUGACCGCGGCGAGAGGAUUGACAUACUUCCAUUCGGGCCCAUAGGUGGCACGUGGAAACUUUCUGAGACAUACAACCUGCUUGCAAAUCUAAGGGCGCUGGUUGACUGGGUGGACGGGUGCUUCCGAGAGUGGAUGAAAUAA